Molecule: messenger RNA, 3644 nt
Organism: Cyclopterus lumpus (lumpfish)
Lineage: Eukaryota; Metazoa; Chordata; Actinopteri; Perciformes; Cyclopteridae
Gene: cdc34a
Product: cell division cycle 34 homolog (S. cerevisiae) a
Exons: 5
Coding region: 264-992 (242 amino acids)
Biological process (GO): ubiquitin-dependent protein catabolic process; protein polyubiquitination
Molecular function (GO): ubiquitin conjugating enzyme activity
Source: RefSeq, a predicted model, not a curated record
CAGUAGGUUCAGAUGCUUGUUAAUAACUGGGGCUGCCCGGGAUUGUUCACAACAACAGAGGAAGCAGCACCAGCUCGGACCAAAUAAAGCCCCGUCGCGAUUUUUUAGAUCCUGUUUUGGAGCCACACGAACGGAAACUAGCGUUCACGCGUUCUUCAACUGAGAGCCAUUGUUUGCACCGAGCUAGCUUUGUCCUUCUUCUUCGCAGCCGUCACAGCUGUGGUGGAUCGCUGGUUAUAUUUAUAGAGAGAUCGUUGUGGAAUAUGGCUCAGCAUGGACAUCAUGUAGCCAGUUCCCAAAAAGCACUGAUGCUGGAGAUGAAAAGUCUCCAAGAUGAGCCGGUCGAAGGGUUCAAAAUAACUUUGGUGGACGAGUCGGACAUGUACAACUGGGAAGUAGCGAUUUUCGGACCCCCCAACACACACUACGAAGGGGGGUACUUUAAGGCUCGGAUCAAGUUCCCCGUCGACUAUCCGUACUCUCCACCUGCUUUUCGCUUCCUCACCAAAAUGUGGCACCCCAACAUUUAUGAGAAUGGGGACGUGUGCAUCUCUAUCCUGCACCCGCCAGUGGACGACCCACAGAGCGGGGAGUUGCCUUCAGAGAGGUGGAACCCCACACAGAACGUCAGGACCAUCCUGCUAAGCGUGAUCUCUUUGCUGAACGAGCCCAACACUUUCUCCCCCGCCAACGUGGACGCAUCCGUCAUGUACCGCAAGUGGAGGGACAGCAAGGGCAAGGACAGAGAAUACAUCGAGAUCAUCAGGAAGCAGGUGGUGGGGACCAAAGCGGACGCAGAGCGGGACGGCGUCAAGGUUCCCGUCACGUUGGACGAGUACUGUGUCCGCACCCAAGUCCCGCCCACAGACGACGGCUCCAACCUCUUAUACGACGACUACUACGACGACGAGGAACUGGAAGACGACGACGAUGACGACGACAACGAGGACUGUUGCUAUGACAACGACGACUCGGGCACCGAGGCCUCCUGACCGUGCCUUCCCAUGACGUCCCCGUGUCCCUGACCAGUCCCUGCCCCUCCCCCUCUCCCGCCACACACGCCUCCCUCUCUUGUCAUGGACUGAACUUUAAUCCCCUGCCCCCCUUCCUCCUUAAUAAACCCCUCAUCAUCCUCACUUAUCACAACCCCUCCCCUCCUCCCCUGUCCACCUUCUGUCACAUGUGCAGUCAAAGUAUGCACACUGAAACCUGAUGCAUCGAAGCUACAGUUGUUUUUGAUUCUUACAUGUUUCUCUCUUUUCUUUUUUAAUUUUUUUAUUAGUUGUCUGAGUUGAGGUUACACACACAACAUACACACAGCAACGCAACAAUAAUAGUACUUCCUUAUAUGCUUCUGGUCUAACUUUCCCAAACGCGUUUUAGCUCCUGUUCCUUCCCCCGGCUUUGAGUGGAACAAAGCCUGUCUGAUGGCAAGUUUCUGGCCAGGGAAUGGUCACGCCUUUUCAUCAGCGGAGUGGAAUGUAACGUCACAGGUCAGAUCAGAGUACAACAAGCAGGGAGCAUUUCCAAAGAAAGCUUAUUAAGGAGAAGGAAAAAGUAAAAAAAAAAAAAAGAGGCACGGUAUCUGUUAAUAGCCGAGUCACUUCUGUCUCUGAGCCGUGUGUGUGUGUGUGUGUGACCUCUGGUUUAGCCGGGUGUUCGAAGCCCUGCCAAGCCCCAGGGCUUGUGCUGCUCCAAACAGGGAAGUUAUCCAUUUCAAGAAAAAGCUGUUCACGCUCCCUUGUGCCUUCCCCUCACUCCCUGAUAUCACAGAUCUGGGUGACUUGUGGGACGGACCGUAUACACAGCGGGUCAAAGGUGGCACGGGGUGAUAUUCACGCUCACAAGAUUUCAGGUGAGGAUAACGUACAGACUACGCCCUCCCGAUGGAAACAAACUUAUUUAUAGCAGCACCUGUCACGAUUUGUCCAGGGUGUGAGUGAGAAAGGUGUACACAUCCAACAGCUGAACUGAAGACUGGAAUGUAGAUCCCACAAACGUCCUCUGACUGCCACGCAGCCUUCAUCAUACAAGCACGUGCUCCUCGUGGCCUGGAUGCAUUAGGAAAACGGCUAGCUGCGCCCGCUGCUGCUCAUGAAAUCCAAUGUACUGUAUUUAAAGAAAACUAUGCAGUCAGUGCUUGAACCUACUCAAUAUGCAGUGCUUUAAACGUGGCAGGGAAGCUGAGCCUUUCAACAGUCUGACCUGAACUCUGGCUUGAGCUUAACAACCUGCGAGGGCUUCGGACCGACUGUCCUUUUGUUAGAGGACAUGUGCAUUUGUAUCCGUCUCUGUUUGUCGGUGGUUUGUCGAGAGAGAGAGAGAGAGGCACAAGUCUCCAGGGCGGAAGGGACGAGAGAGAGAUUGUACACUCGCCUUCAUCAGAGCUCGCUCCCUAGUGGUUAGUGGUGGCUCUCUGUGCUGGCACUUGCCCCCCCCCCCCCCCCCCCCCCCCCUUUCUGAAAUGCUCGACUGGGCCGCAGCCAUCUUGACUCACCUGAAUCAAUGAACCCUGUUACCUCAGAGGAGAUCGGGUAGCAGUGCGAGUGACUCAUAAGAAUGGAAAUGGCCCAGUGAAUAUGCAGACUGACGGGCUUUUGUUUUCAGUCCACACUGUCCAAGCCCCCCCACCCAGGUUUCGUCUCUCCUGUCUGCCAGGAGUGCUCUGGUGCACACCCAAGACACGUUAACACCACCCAACAGUAUUUACGAUGGAAUCCCCAACAUCGCUGUAAUCAUGUUUCCGUUUGUGUGUGUGUGUGAAUAUUCCCCGAAUUUUUUUAAGAUGUGCUGAGAAGAAGCAGAGUUGUGAAGGAAGUGGAAUAGGGUUGAUCUUUUGAGCAUGAACAGGAGAAUGUGGUUCUUCGCUAGCAUGCUGUUAUGACGUGUUUGUGGUUUUAGGUCCGCUAUAACAACCGGGGAUUGGGGGGGGGAGGCUUCUUUUACUGUUUUGAUGUAAUCUUUGAUUUCCGAAUUGUGGUGUGAGAUGCAAUGAUUUAUAUCUUAUAUGUAUUAAGUGCUAUGAAAUUGACCUGAUAGGAUUGUUCACGGAGGAAUGACUCAAUGUACCAACUUUAUUAUACACAAAUGGCAUAAUAGCAGAAAAGUUAUGAACCAAAUUGACACAGCACACCACAUUAUUCCAGCCUUUUAUCGAGCCCUAAAUCUCAGAAAUGAGUUCUCUAAUUGACCAUCACACACCCUAAUAAUGACCACCCCCCUUCCUCCCGCUGUUUUUUUGUUGACGUUUGAGGGUGAAUGGGAUUUAAUUUGUCAAACUACUGUUAUUUUUAUCGUCCCUCGUCCCCCAGUUCUCUGAGCUGAUUGCGUCGCUGAGGGGAAAGAACCCAGCAGUUGAUAACAAAAAAAAACGACAAGAACCUCAGGAAAAAACAAGAAACAUCUACCGACCAACAAACAAAUCCUUUUCCAACUGCGUGAACCUUACCCCGGAGACUCUCACUCGUUUGGCUCCAAUGGACUGUUUACAAUCUCUACCUUGAUAUGCACAUGUGGAUAUUUGACGAUCACUUGAUGUUUAUUGUUUUUUUUUUUCUUUUCUUGUUUGUAUUUUUCUUUUUCUUUUUUCUUAUGGUUUGUAAAUCUAUUUAAAAUCUGAAAUAAAGAUCUUUAUUAGAUAUUGA